AUGGGGCACCUAGCCAAUUCUGCUGAUGUGCGUGCCUCCAGACUAGAGCUUGCGGUUCCUGGGAUCAUUGAGAGAGCUCUCACCACUACUUUGAUAGCUCUUAGAUAUUCUAUUGAUCCCCUCACGACAAGUAUAUUGGUGUGUGAGAUAGGUCAAGGACCCACUCAUGAGGUGAUGGUCUUAAAGGCCGCGAUUGCAGAGUUGAGGAAAGAUGUGGACCAACUGAUGUCCACUAAUAUGUCGAUGAUUUUUGGGACCGUGGAGAUCCCUGAAGACUUGGGCACAUAUAUUCCGGUCUAUUCUGAUGUGCCCCCGGCUCCCACCGAAGAUGAGGUUAGAUCUAAUGAUGUCGUUACUGAGUUUGACGCCGAGACUAUUGAGGAGCAGCAUGGCUCUAGUGGAGGUAAUGAGGAUGAGACACAGGGCACUGAUGCCCAGCCCAGAGUGUGA
Solanum verrucosum is the source of this 450-nucleotide messenger RNA. RefSeq lists its product as uncharacterized. The transcript is spliced from 2 exons. Bases 1 to 450 code for a protein of 149 amino acids. NCBI's taxonomy places the organism in Eukaryota, Viridiplantae, Streptophyta, Magnoliopsida, Solanales, Solanaceae. The record is from RefSeq and is a predicted model, not a curated record.